Molecule: messenger RNA, 915 nt
Organism: Saprolegnia parasitica CBS 223.65
Lineage: Eukaryota; Oomycota; Saprolegniomycetes; Saprolegniales; Saprolegniaceae
Exons: 6
Coding region: 1-873 (290 amino acids)
Biological process (GO): ubiquinone biosynthetic process
Molecular function (GO): methyltransferase activity
Source: RefSeq, a predicted model, not a curated record
AUGCUCCCGCGCCGCGCCGCCUCGCCGCUCCUCCGCCGGUGCUUCUCGACGCAGCAGAAGGCGACGACGCACUUUGGCUUCCAGCAGGUCGACGAGCAGGACAAGAAGCCGAUGGUUGCUGGCGUCUUCCACAGCGUCGCCGACAGCUACGACAUGAUGAACGACGCCAUGAGCGGUGGCAUGCACCGCCUCUGGAAGGACGAGUUUGUCAACAUGCUCGGCCCGCUUCCGCACAAGACGGGCGAGCCGCUGCGCAUCCUCGACGUGGCCGGUGGCACGGGCGACAUUGCAUUCCGCAUGGCGGAGCGCUUGACCAAGGGCGGUCUGCCAUCGACCGCGACGCCCGAAGAGAUGGCGUCGGGCCGCACGGACAUUGUGGUCUGUGACAUCAACCCGUCCAUGCUCCGCGUCGGCGAAGAGCGAGCGACUGCGCGUGGCAUUGGCCUGCCGGGCGCGCGUCCGUCUUUCUCGUGGGUCCAAGGCGACGCCGAGCAGCUCCAGUUCGAGUCCGACUCGUUCGACGUCUACACAAUCGCGUUUGGCAUCCGCAACGUCACGCACGUCGACAAAGCACUCGCGGAAGCCCACCGCGUCUUGCGCAAGGGCGGUCGCUUCAUGUGCCUCGAAUUUAGCCAAGUACGCAACCCGCUCUUGCGCGCGUUUUAUGACCAAUACUCCUUCAACAUGAUCCCGGCCAUGGGCGAGCUCCUUGCCAAGGACCGUGCGUCGUACCAGUAUUUGGUCGAAUCGAUUCGCCAAUUUCCCGUGCAGGACGAUUUCAAGACGAUGAUCGAGACCGCGGGCUUCUCCAAGGUGUCGUACACCAACUUUAUGGACGGUGUCGUCGCCGUGCACUCGGGAUUCAAGCUCUAAUCGGUCCGACUCCAACCGACUUCUACAAAGUACAGAACGUUU